AUGUCUUUGCUUACCAUCGAUGAUAUCAACCAGCUCUCCUACAAUGAGCUUCGUUCGCAAUGCAAGAAAGCCAAACUCGGAGGUACCGGGAAGGCCCACGUCCUUCGUCAACGUCUUUUGGACGCUCACAAGAGUCAGAACACCACCCAUACGAGCGAUUCAAAGCCAAAGGCCGAAGAAGAUGACGAUGACAAGGCGACGCCCAAUGAGCAGAAAGAAGGGGAAAACGAAGGUCCAACGCCCAAGGAAGAGGAAAGAGAUGUCGAUUCGACUACCAAGAAGGAAGAUGAGCAGAAUGAUAAGCCCAAGACCGAUGAAGCCAAGGACGAUUCUAACGAUAACGACAACGACAACAACGCAACUGAAGCUUCAGAGGCAAACACCAACGAAAACGGUGAAAACACCGAGCCCGAAGAAGACAAGGAGAAUGAAGACGAUUCAGAGACAAAGACCAAUUCAGAUGAAGACAACGAGACUGAAGACGAUUCAGAGACAAACACCAAUGAAAACGAUGACAACCUCAAGUCAGAUGAAGACAACGAGACUGAAGACGAUUCAGAGACAAACACCAAUGAAAACGAUGACAACCUCAAGUCAGAUGAAGACAACGAAGACUAG
Seminavis robusta is the source of this 618-nucleotide messenger RNA. The record is from the annotation of a GenBank genome assembly. NCBI's taxonomy places the organism in Eukaryota, Bacillariophyta, Bacillariophyceae, Naviculales, Naviculaceae.